GGCGGCCGGGGUGGGGGUCGGCGUCGUAGCGCAUUUAGCGGCGGGCGGCAAGCCGAGAGCGCUCAGUCUCGCACGCACCUCAUCGUCGGUUCGACAUUAACAACAAACAUUCUCACACGGAUCACGUACCGACCGCGCUGUGUACACGCGCGCACCUCUCGAAAUUCAGUGCGCGACACUUUUGUCAAAUUUCCAACCCUUAAACAUCAUAUCAUCUCAGUGUGAUUGGUAUUCAACAAGUGCAGCAAUCAAUUUGUGCGUGCGAUUAAACCCAACGAGCGAAAACGCGAAUCGACUUAAGUAAAGUAAAACACAUAGUGGUGUGGUGGUGGUGAACGAUGAAUUGAAGUGCUUCCUGCGUGCGACGUGGAUUUCACCUCUCGAUAGAAACGUCGAGUUUCCGAGAUCCGUACCGAUUAGCUCGUCGCUCGCUGAUAUUCGAAACCACACACGAUGGCGAUGGCUGCCACCGUUGUCCUGACGCUGUUCGCGAUCCUCGCCGCCGUCACGGCGCGCAGCAAAAGUCCACUCAUCGACGAGGCCGACACGCGGAUGGUGAACAAAGCUGCCGAAUGCGUAUUUGGAAGUCAAAUCAAGGACCUCGGCAGCUCCUGGAUCCCAGACCUGGGCCCCCCGAUCAACGUCCUUUACUGCACCCGCUGCGAAUGUGUCAAAACGCAGCGGAAGAAGCGGAUCGUGGCCCGCGUGCAGUGCAGGAGCAUCAAGGAGGAAUGCCCGGAGCCCACCUGCGCCGAGCCGAAACUAGAGCCUGGCAACUGCUGCAAGACGUGUCCCGGCGAACCAUCCAACGAAGCAUUACAGGAUAUUAUACCGAAAAAUGUCGCUGAGGAAGAAGAAAAAAAUUCCAAACAUUAUGCUGCGUUACUGACUGGACGUUCAUCUCUAGUCCUACGUAAUGAUGACAACAAACCAAUCCCCAAUGACAAUAAAAACAAUGUCGUCGCCACUGGACGUUUCAAUUUCCACAGGCGCAGCUUAUACUACUCUUUCUACAUCUCCGACCGAGCUGCACGUCCAUACCGUCUACAAUUCGUAGACCCAGACGCAAACAUCCUCGAAGAAAUCACCCUGAGUGAAGCUGGCGGCUCUGUUAACAGCGUUUAUCAGAAUGCGACGCGUAAAGUGUGUGGCGUAUGGAAACGCCUCCCACGUGACUACCGCCGUCUCUUGAAAGAUGAACGCCUUUUCGUGGUCCUCGUAUGGGGCGCCACUAAUGAAUUCAUGUUGAGUGGACAGAUCAAACGCUACGCAGCCUUGGAUACAGAACUUUUUAGUUCACUCAUGGAACCAGCUCCGGGUACAACCAGCAUGCAAGGCGCAGGUGGUACCGGAAUCAUCUACACCAGCACUUCUUUGACUCCGAGCAUCCACGUGGCGAUUGUAUUCAAUGGUUUAUUCGAAGCGAAUGAAACCAAGGAUGUCCCUGUUGAGAUCACAUUGAUGGACGAGCGUAAAAUUCCUAUUUUAAAGGAGAUAAGAAUUGUGAGUAAACCCGCUUUGGAUUUGAAUUUGGUGGAGUUGAGUACGGUUGUGUCAGGACCUGAUCUACGGUCAUUGACAAGAGGAAGGUUAUUAUUGACAGUCGCUUCUCUAUCACGACCACAUUCAUUGAAGUUGGUUGGUAAUAUCAUGACGAAAACCACUUGUGAGUUGUUUCAAACGUUGUUGGUACCACCUCAAGGUGACACCACUGGACUUGCCUGGAUGUACCUGAACAAUGAAGGUUAUCUAGUCUAUAAUAUCCAAAUCGAUGGUCUAGGGCAUCAGAAACCCGACCUUAUUGUAUUAUCAGAUAUGUCUACUAAGAGAAAAGUUGAAUUAUUGGAUAUCACUUCUUCAUAUCACAAUGGCUGGGCUAAUGGUACCCAGGAUAAAAUCACGCCAAAGAUUAUCGAACCGUUGUAUUCUGGUAAUCUGUGGGUGAGUGUUGCAAAGGGGAAUUAUUCCAUGACGAAAGGUAAUUUUACAAUGGCGAAAGGGAAAUUGGUACCUAAGUUGGUAGCUGAUGCUAGAGAUGCACCUGCGCCGAUUUUAUUAAGACGGGAGAGUAAUGUACCCUCUAGUGCAGUGGGAUUGGCUUGGAUUAAUGUGGAUAACAUGUGUAAUUUACAUUAUGAUGUUACUUUGAGUGGAUUGGGACAUCCGGGACCUUUGGAUGUGUAUUUGGAGAUGUUACCAAUGAUUGCACCUGGAGCACCGGUUAUUCCAAGACAUUUGGGGGAAAUUGUUGGUGGUAACUUGGAUGGUUCCACCAAUGAUAUUUUACGUCGUGAGGAACUCAGACGGUUGGAUUCGGGUGUUGCGUUUUUGAAGAUCAAGGAUAAAUCGAGCAGGCAUAAUCUUACAUUGCUAGCAGCUACCUUAAAACAAAUUAAAGUGCCAGCGACUUGCCUACCACAAUUGACAGAUGACAAUAACGUAGGUCUUUCACAUCUCGACGCCAAUGAAGACAACAUGGCCCAAAAUGGUGGCGAUUGCUUCCAUGGUGGACGAUUCUAUACAGAUGAAGCCUCCUGGACAUCAGCGUUAAACCCAUGCGAAAUCUGCGUUUGUAGAAAUGGACAAAUCAAAUGCGAUACAGCAAAAUGUCCCCCUUUAAACUGUCCCAAUGGACAAAGACUCCAUCCGGGUGAUUGUUGUCCAGUUUGUAUUGACAAUGAUGACUCCUUUAAUGAUGACAACACACCACGCAGAUGUCAGUUCGGUGGUCGAACAUACGGUCACGGAGCUCGCUUCCAUCCAUAUCUUAUUCAAACAGGUUUUGAUGAAUGCAUAUGGUGCACGUGUAAAGCCACCCGCAACGAAACCGAAGUACAAUGUGCACGUAUCCAAAACGAAAAGUGUUGCCCAACGUGUAACCACCCUGCAGUGGUGGAUUCAAUGAAUGGCAGUAUGAUUGGUGACCGACCCAGAGACGCAUUCGCUCAUCAUCGACCACAUCAUGAUCCCAUACAGGAAACUAAACUACGAGCGGCGAAGAUUAUGUCUGAAGGUGGAUGUGAAAACCCUAAUGAUUCAUUACAACCCUAUAAGAAUCAACAGGUUUAUCAUCCUGUCAUUGCCAGCCUGGGAGAAUAUAAAUGUGUAACGUGUAAAUGCGAUAAAGGCGUUACAAAAUGUGAGCGACCACAAUGCACGAGAGAAAUGUGCGAUAAAUCCCGCAAGGCGCGCAGAGUCUGCUGCAAGCGUGAUUGCAUACGCUAUCGACAUAAGAACAAGAAUCAGCGCGCGAAAGGCAUCAGAUGAUCGAGCGACGCCGUAAAUAUUCCUUCUUCGAUUAAAACACAACGUGUUUGAUUCGUUCAACACGUCGCAGCGGCCGGGUGACUGUUUCAAUAUGGCCGCCCUUGCGCUGUUGGUAUUUGUUCGCGGGGGCGCGCGCGGACGCGCUAGCGUAUACAUUAUACACACUACGAUAUGUUAUUGUUUUAAAUUAUUGAAAUCAAACCAAAGAAGACUGAUAUGUAACGAUGUAAAUGUAACAUUUAACUUAAUUACGAGUUAAGCGGACGACACACGCACAGACACAGACCCACACACACACAAACACACACACGGCGAGCAGCAUGCGCGAUUAUUUAUUUUUUAUAUUAUGUAUAUCUUUUAUCCAAAAUGCCCUAAUGUUAACUAUUAUCUUUUAACUUAACUUUUGGCGGAUAAUGAGGUGGAUGUGUAGGAGGAGGAUGAAAAUUGGCGGCGAUGGUGUUUGUGAACGACACGCGCCGAAAUUGUUUAUAGUAUUUAAACACUUUGUAUAAAACGACACUCUCUGUUAUUUAAAUUGCUAAGUCGGUAUAUUUGAUUGCGGCUCUGCGUCUCUUUAUGAAGAGGAUCGUAUAUUGUACAUAGGCAAACAAAAUCGAAAAAUGUUUCAUGUAUUCUGUAUUAUUUGUAUUUUUUAAAUGUCUCUUAUUACUUACAUUAAAUUAUAAAUCUAAACAUUUUAAAA
Messenger RNA from Dalotia coriaria, 3970 nucleotides. RefSeq names its product short gastrulation (gene sog). Gene Ontology annotation, biological process: dorsal/ventral pattern formation; multicellular organism development; negative regulation of BMP signaling pathway. The record is from RefSeq and is a predicted model, not a curated record. The transcript has 7 exons. Gene Ontology annotation, molecular function: BMP binding. The coding region runs from base 454 to 3267 and encodes 937 amino acids. Lineage: Eukaryota; Metazoa; Arthropoda; Insecta; Coleoptera; Staphylinidae.